CGUCGCGUGCAACACGCAGCACUGCCCGAUUGACUGUAAAUUAUCUGCCUGGGAUAGCGGAACGGAGUGUACAAAAACCUGCGGGACGGGGACAAAAACCUUCACGAGAACAAUAGAAGUCCACCCUGAGCACAACGGGAAAAAAUGCGAUGAAGCCUUGACCAGAAACGAAGCCUGCAACACGGACCCCUGCCCUAUUGAUUGCGUCUUGAGUGAGUGGACCAAUGACAGUAAUCCUUGUAGCGAAACCUGCGGGCCGACGGGGAAGCAGGGCCAAAUCCGGUCGGUGGAAACCGCGCCGCAGCACGGCGGGGCGGAAUGUGAGGGGGCGGAUCAAGCGAAUGGCAUAGUAGCUUCGCUUUCUCGAGAAGUAUCCUGCAACACGGGCACGAAUUGCCCCAUCGACUGCGUCGUGACCGACUGGUAUCUUGCUAUCAAGUGCCCGGUGACGUGUGGGGGGGCGGAAAAGCACUUCAAGCGGAACAUCACAAUAGCACCGGACUUUGGCG
Messenger RNA from Amoebophrya sp. A120, 509 nucleotides. NCBI's taxonomy places the organism in Eukaryota, Dinophyceae, Syndiniales, Amoebophryaceae. The record is from the annotation of a GenBank genome assembly.